GCGUCCGCACAUCACCUCAGCAACCACUCCCUUAAGCCCUUCCUCGCUCGAAAUGCAAGGCGAAAGCUCUUUGAAAAUGGAAAAGCAUAGGGAUCGUAAGUCCCUUCCGCAGAAAGAAGCGAGACAGGGAGGCAACCGGGCCGUUCUCUUUGUAUAUGCGACUGAAGGGCUAGAGAACAUGGCGUUCGUAUCAAACGCGGUGAGCUUGGUGACCUACUUUUACGGUUACAUGAACUUUGGCCUGACCAAAUCGGCCACCACGCUUACCAACUUCAUGGGGACCUCCUUCCUCCUGGCCCUCUUCGGAGGCUUCAUAUCCGACACCUAUUUGUCCCGUUUCAAGACCUGUGUCCUCUUCGGCUCCAUCGAGUUGAUGGGGUAUGCCCUGCUAGCAGUACAAGCGCACUUCCACCAGCUGAGGCCGAUUCCUUGCAAAGGCGUUGUGCCAGACCAUAUGAGCCAAUGCCACGCUGCCGACGGCACCCAGGCUGCUAUACUCUACACGGGCCUGUACCUAAUCGCGUUCGGGACGAGUGGGGUCAAGGCCGCUCUGCCUUCACUUGGGGCUGACCAGUUCGACGAGAAGGACCCGAAGGAGGCAACCCAGCUGUCCAGCUUCUUCAACUGGUUCCUGUUCAGCCUCACCAUCGGGGCCAUUAUCGGUGUCACUUUCAUCGUGUGGAUAAGCAACAAUCAGGGCUGGGACUGGGCUUUCGGUGUCUGCACCGUCGCUGUUCUGUUCGCCUUGGUGUUUGUGUGCAUGGGGAAGUCUCUCUACAGGAACAAUGUGCCCAAGGGAAGUCCCCUCGUUCGGAUUAUGCAGGUACUAGUAGUUGCCAUCAAGAAGAGAAGUCUCCCAAUCCCAGCGAUGACAGAUGAAUUGCACGAGGUGCAUGACAGAGAACUGGGGGCGAACGAUGAAAUUCUUCCCCGGACAGACCAAUUCCGAUUCUUGGAUCGAGCGGCAGUAGCUCCGAGUCCCGGUAGUGGAUCAACUGCUGAGCCCUGGAGCCUGUGCACAGUGACACAAGUCGAAGAAACGAAGAUAUUGCUCCGCAUGCUUCCAAUCGUACUCAGCACGGUCUUCAUGAACACUUGCCUGGCUCAGCUCCAGACCUUCACGAUCCAGCAAAGCACAACCAUGAACCCCCACAUCGGGAGAUUCAGUGUCCCAGGCCCCUCAGUCCCAGUGAUCCCCCUGCUCUUCAUGUUCAUCCUAGUCCCGAUAUACGACCGCAUCUUUGUCCCCAUUGCCAGGAAAUUCACUGGUAUCCCCACCGGCAUCCGACAUCUACAGCGGAUCGCUGUAGGGCUAGUGCUCUCGGCCAUUUCCAUGGGGGUGGCUGGAGUGGUGGAGACCCACCGCAAGUCGGUGGCAAUCCACCACAACAUGGUGGAUUCCACAGAGCCCUUGCCCAUGAGCAUGUUCUGGCUUGGCUUUCAGUACGCAAUAUUCGGAGCAGCCGAUAUGUUCACUUUAGUGGGUCUGCUGGAAUUCUUCUAUGCAGAGAGCUCAGCUGGGAUGAAGUCACUGAGCACCGCCAUUUCGUGGUCCUCUUUGGCAUUUGGGUACUUCCUAAGCACGGUGGUGGUCCAAGUGGUGAACAAAGCAAGCGGCGGAUGGCUCGCGAGUAACAAUCUGAACCGGGACAAGUUGAACUACUUCUACUGGCUAUUGGCAGGACUAAGCGUUGUGAAUUUUGGGUUCUAUAUGCUGUGCGCAUCUUGGUAUAGAUACAAGAAAGUGGACACGAAAGGAGCAGCAGAUGGUUUGAAUUUGUCAACUGUUGAUUCUAAAGCAAAGGGCUUGACAAGGGGUGAUACUAAUUCAAAGACGAGCAUCACAGCGUAGGCUCUAGAAAUUUAGCUUCACUAAGUUCAUUAAAAUACCAUUGUCCUUUACAUGUCAUAUGGUCCAUGGCUUCAUCACCACCAUUAUACUACUCUCGAACUGUUUCACUC
Molecule: messenger RNA, 1962 nt
Organism: Syzygium oleosum
Lineage: Eukaryota; Viridiplantae; Streptophyta; Magnoliopsida; Myrtales; Myrtaceae
Product: protein NRT1/ PTR FAMILY 4.5-like
Exons: 6
Coding region: 53-1852 (599 amino acids)
Biological process (GO): transmembrane transport
Cellular component (GO): membrane
Molecular function (GO): transmembrane transporter activity
Source: RefSeq, a predicted model, not a curated record